Sapajus apella (tufted capuchin) is the source of this 7697-nucleotide messenger RNA. RefSeq names its product ankyrin repeat domain 52 (gene ANKRD52). Gene Ontology annotation, molecular function: protein binding. Bases 717 to 2366 code for a protein of 549 amino acids. NCBI's taxonomy places the organism in Eukaryota, Metazoa, Chordata, Mammalia, Primates, Cebidae. The transcript has 14 exons. The record is from RefSeq and is a predicted model, not a curated record.
UUUUUUUUUUUAAAAAAGGACACUAAAAUCAAAGAGGCUCAGGUGUUACCUUCAGCAGGUUACUUAACUUCUCUGUGCCUCAAUUUCAUCACUCACAGUAGGGAUAAAAAUAGUAUCUACUUUAGGCCAGGAGCAGUGGCUCACGCCUGUAAUCCCAGCACUCUGGGAGGCCGAGGCAGGCAGGUCACGAGGUCAGGAGAUUGAGACCAGCCUGGCCAACUAGUAUUCUACUUUAUAGAAUCUUUAUGAGGAUGAAAUUAUUUAAUAUAAAUGAAGUACUUAGAACUGUGCUUGACAGUAAGUGCUAAAUACUUUAUUAUUAUGGUUAUUACUACUACAACCACCGCUAAGGUAUGAGAAGGCUGCCAAGAGACUACAGAGGAAAAGGCACCUUCCGCAGGGAAGGCUGGGAAAGGCUACCGAGGAGAGAUGCUGGGACUGAGUUUGAGAUGAGCAGGACUUGUUCAGAUGGGCUGGGAGGAAAAGACGUCCUAGGGCAGGGCUCGGCAUGCCUGGAGGUUGGGGAAAGCAUGUCGAUCAGCAGAAGGUUGAUAACUGAACAUCGUGCUCUAGGUUCUCUAGGAGAGCGUUCAGAGGAUAAAGGAGGGCAUUGAAGCCAGAGGGGUUCAGGGCAGACCUUGAGAAGGUAAAGUGGGUCUGGAGCUGGGAUUAAAGAAUGGGUAGGAUAUAAAGAACCUACCUAGAGCUGAGGACACAUGGUAGCCAGCUGUCUGGAGUUCUUACUGGAUAAUGGUGCAGACCCCUCCCUGCGGGACAAGCAGGGCUACACAGCUGUGCACUAUGCAGCCGCCUAUGGCAACAGACAGAACCUCGAACUGCUCUUAGAAAUGUCCUUUAACUGCCUGGAGGAUGUGGAGAGCACCAUUCCAGUCAGCCCUUUGCACUUAGCUGCCUACAACGGUCACUGUGAAGCCUUGAAGACCCUGGCGGAAACGCUGGUGAAUCUGGAUGUAAGGGACCACAAGGGCCGGACCGCACUCUUCCUGGCCACGGAGCGCGGCUCUACUGAGUGUGUGGAGGUGCUUACGGCCCAUGGCGCCUCUGCCCUCAUCAAGGAGCGCAAGCGCAAGUGGACGCCCCUGCACGCUGCUGCUGCCUCUGGCCACACUGACUCCCUGCACUUGCUGAUCGACAGUGGGGAACGAGCUGACAUCACAGAUGUCAUGGAUGCCUAUGGACAGACCCCACUGAUGCUGGCCAUCAUGAAUGGCCAUGUGGACUGUGUACAUCUGCUGCUAGAGAAAGGAUCCACAGCUGAUGCUGCUGACCUCCGGGGCCGCACCGCCCUCCACCGCGGGGCAGUGACUGGCUGUGAGGAUUGCCUGGCUGCCCUGCUGGACCAUGACGCAUUUGUCCUGUGCCGAGACUUCAAGGGCCGCACGCCCAUUCACCUGGCCUCAGCCUGUGGCCACACUGCAGUACUGCGGACCCUGCUGCAGGCCGCCCUUUCCACAGACCCCCUGGAUGCCGGGGUGGAUUACAGCGGAUACUCGCCCAUGCACUGGGCCUCCUACACUGGACAUGAAGAUUGUCUGGAGUUGUUACUUGAACACAGCCCGUUUUCAUACCUGGAAGGAAAUCCCUUCACUCCUUUGCACUGUGCAGUGAUUAAUAACCAGGACAGCACCACAGAGAUGCUGCUGGGAGCCCUGGGUGCCAAGAUUGUGAACAGCCGAGAUGCCAAAGGACGGACCCCCCUUCACGCCGCUGCCUUCGCGGACAAUGUCUCUGGGCUCCGGAUGCUGCUGCAGCACCAAGCCGAGGUGAACGCCACUGACCACACUGGCCGCACUGCGCUCAUGACGGCGGCUGAGAACGGGCAGACCGCUGCUGUGGAAUUUCUGCUGUACCGAGGGAAGGCAGACCUUACUGUGUUGGAUGAGAACAAGAACACGGCCCUCCACUUGGCUUGUAGCAAGGGCCAUGAGAAAUGUGCCCUCAUGAUCCUGGCAGAAACCCAAGACCUUGGCCUUAUCAAUGCUACCAACAGUGCGCUGCAGAUGCCACUCCACAUUGCUGCCCGGAAUGGUCUAGCUUCUGUGGUGCAGGCCCUGCUGAGUCGUGGGGCCACAGUGCUGGCUGUGGAUGAAGAAGGUCACACCCCAGCACUGGCCUGUGCCCCCAACAAAGAUGUGGCAGACUGCCUGGCCUUGAUCCUUUCCACCAUGAAGCCUUUCCCACCCAAGGACGCCGUCAGUCCUUUCAGCUUCAGCCUGCUCAAGAACUGCGGCAUUGCAGCCGCCAAGACGGUGGGUGGCUGCGGCGCCCUGCCCCACGGGGCCUCCUGCCCCUACAGCCAGGAGCGGCCCGGUGCCAUUGGGUUAGACGGCUGCUACUCUGAGUAGCCCCCUCCAGUGUCCCUUCCCCGCCGGUGGCUUGAUAUCUAAUUCUAUUUAUUUAGAAAAAGUCUAAACAUUUAGGGCACUUUAAAGGAGAACACGACUGGGUGGAGGGGGCAGAGGGGAAGAAAGCCCUGGGGAGCAGCUACUCACCCCUUUGCCACACCAUCUUGGCCUGGCAGGGGUCUGGGACUGACAGGGAGCACCCCAGGCCCUUGGUACCCCCAGGGUGACCCCUUCUGCCAAGUGUCCCAAAAUGAUUGCUAAAUGCCUGGCUCCCCUACUCUUUGACUCCAUCUCUUGGUUCCCUCUUUCUGCUGCCAGCUCCCCAACUCUUCCCUGGGGACUCCUCUCUGUGUCCCCCUUCUCCCCUGCCCCUACUGCCAGGCAGAUCCCCUCUUCUUCCAUACCCAUCACUGCCUCCCUGCUCGGCCGGUCCCUCCAUCCCCGCAGCAGUGAGAAGCCUUAAUUUCUGGUACUGUGUGAGCACUCUGGGGGUGUCCCCCUCCCCCUUCAGGGGCAGCUAGAGGAUGAGGGGGGAGGAUAUUUAGCACUGGGGCCUGGAGUUUUUUCCCCACUUUGUACCCUAUCACCCCUAAAGUUCAAAUGCAAAACACUUGAAGCAGCAACUACUGUACCUGGGCCCCAAUCCUGCACUCUCCCCUGGCUCCUCAUAUGCAAAUCAAGGGCUGGUUCUGCCCCCACAGCCUGCCCCUUUCCCCUUCCCUCCCACUCCCAGCCUGGCCCCUAACCACGCACUUUAACCUUGCUUCUUUUACCUUCUUUUGGGAGGGCAGAGCCUUUGGCCAUUCCCGCCCUAGCUCUCCUUUCCUUGAUCUUUGAGGCUUGUCAUGAAUUUUUAAGUAAGCGUUUUAUCCUUUAGCGGAAGACACAAGUUAACUUCCUGCCCAUUUCAAAACCACAGCCCUAGUAUGUCCUUUGUGUUUCAGGCAUGUGUUUGCAUGUAUAUGGAGGGAGGGACCAUGUUCUUCCUCCUGUGCCCCCCAUCCCACAGUUUCUCUGUGCUCCCUGUCUGCCUCCACCUCCACCUUCCUUUAUGUCCAAGAGUACCUACUGCCCCAGUCACUCCUGAUCUGAAGCCAAAGAUGGUAGGAGGGGCAGGGCCAACAAGGGACCGUGGCUACUCGGGACCCAGGCUUCCCCUCCAGUGUGAGGAAGAAGCUCUGACCUAGAGAAAGAUGAAUAGUACUGGGGCUUGGUCCCUGCCUUCCCAGCAGGGAAGAGAGAUGAGAUUGAGCUAGGGGCUGCACUGAUAAGAUUUCUCACAGUCACACCCCAAAAGCCAAACUGGGCUGGAGUGAGGAGGGGGCAGUUUUCUCUCUAAAUGUAGCAUUGAAUUUGGCCCUGGUCCCUUUAAGUGCUCUGUCCACCCAUCUCCUAGUGCAGCCUCCUGGACAGUUGGACCCACUCCUGCAGCCCAGUGUUCCCUUCCUCACACUCAAUACCUCAGCCAGGGGCCAAGACACAGAACUUGAAUAGAGGUCAUGCCCCCUCUGCCCCCACAGUGCAUCCUUGCCCAGUUUGGCUGCCAUCAGUAUUGUCCCCUGAGAACUGGACAGGCUUCGUUUACACAGUACAGGGUCUCCCCCUGGGGGGAUCCUUCAGCCUCCCUCCCCUACCCAAGUUUGCUUUAUUCACAGUCUUGCCCAUCUUUCAGUUGUGUCCCCUGAAUGUCUUGCCACCCUUGCCAAGGGUGGGCUGAGGGGAGGGGGGCAUCCAAGGGACCCCCUCCCUCCCCAGUGGAUACCCUUAACCAUACCUCAUGCUGGUUUCCAGAAGCUUGGGGUGUUUUCCAAGUCCGUAUCUUUUGAUGAUCCCUUUUGAUCCCCUGUCUCUCUGUGUCUUGCUUCUCCCAACCCUCAGUUCCUAAACCAUUUCAAGGCUUCCAAAUGACCAUUAUUGGUGAGAAGGAUUGUGCAGCUUUUAGUUUUUAUUUUUGUUUUCAAAGCCAAAGGGCCUGUGACGCCCCCCUUGCCCACCUCCCUCCACACCAUGUCCUUCCCUAUACGACAAUCAAUGUGACCUCUCUUAAGGGCUGCAGCCCCCAUCCCCAACCCUGCUGGCUCUGCAAAGCUUGUCCUCUCUUCAAUUCUCUCUCCUGAAAUCUUCCCAUUCCACCCCCUCCCUCUCAUCUUGGUGCUGGGAAUUAGGUGGUGGGGGGCAAGGGGAGCGGGGAGAUGGGUCCUCCAGAGAGAACUUGCGGGGUGUGAGUCGUGUUCUCCUUUCUUGACAUUUGGCGAUGGCGGGAAGCAUCUGAGUAUCUGUCAGGAGCCCCGUUGUCUUGCUAGAUGAGAUUUCUGGGGGCUGACUGCUCCCUGCUGCCCUCAGCGCACUGUCAGCAGUGCUGGGAGGUGGUGGGGAGUCCUCUGUCCCUACAUAUGUGGCUGUGAGGAAGCCUGGGGGACAAGCAGCCUCCUCUCCUUAUGCCAAAGGAAACUCCACGCCCCACCCCGGGCUCCCCAGCCGUAGUGUUUUUUGAAGCAUUUUGACCAUUCUCAUGGCCACUGAAUAUUUAUUUUAAUGUUAAGAUUUUUUUUUAAACCUCUUUGACUUAAACGGGUGUGGAGAAGUAAAACAGGCAGAAUGCCCCCCAAUCUUCAGGGGGGAUGGGGGGGAACAGCGCCUUCCCUUUGUCCUCCCCCUCCCCCCUCUCCCCACCGCAGCUCUAAAGCACUUGCUUCAAGUAAUAAGCACUUUUGUGAAAAGGCCUAUUUUAAGCAAGGACCCUGGGAGCAACCCCAGGUCCCAGCAAAGGAAACAGAGCGAGGGCGACAUAGGAGACAGGGAAACAGAUGUGUGAAUCAGAGGGUGAGAUGGAAAGAGCCAGUUUUUAGUUUCUGAUUUUUGGGGAGCUGUUUCUGGUUGGGCGGUGGCUCUGGUAGGGUCGUGUACUAUCCUUCAGAAAAACGAACGGCACAAACUGUGGGUCCCAGGAUGGACCAGCAGACCCGGGUCACUGCCACUGUCCACUGCGACUGAUGGGCCACCUCCCCUGCCCCGUGGCCCCCUGAGCCAUAGGACUGCUGAAAACCACUGAAUGUACAGCCCAGGUUGGGGUGGGGAGCAGCCCCUGGGGGAGGGGGCUUCUCCUUUUGUUUGGUGCUGUGGGGGGUGGGAGAGACGAGACUGAGGGACUGCCACCCCACGUAGACGUGUUCCUUGGGGUGGAGGGGCUGAGGAGGGCCUACCUCCCUCUCCAACCCCAGCCAUGGCCCCUCCUCCUUCCUCACCCCUAUCCGUUUUGACUGUAAGUCCAGCUCACCUUUGCCUUCAAUAUGUAACCAAAGGAAAACUCAAUACUGUUUCCACCACUGUCUGCCCACCCGAGCACCUUCUUACUCCCUGGACCUAGAAGAGGAGAAGAGGCUGGGGGUGGGGUGGAUGGGGCCCGAGUGAAUGGUUCUCCAGCUAUACCCCCAAAACCUCCUCCAGGGUCUUGGAAGGGGUCCUGAGAGGUGGGAUUAGGGCCAGGCUGGUGGGGCUGAGUACGCACACUGUGUAUCUUACGCACAUGAGUGUUUUUGUCUAAAUGACUCCAGUGACCGCUCCAGCGGGGAGGCCCCUUCCUCCUUCCCUCUCAGCCGUUUCUCAGCCCCUUCCCAUACCCAGUGUUCAUCCCCUACCUCCCCUUCCCACCGCAAAGGAAAAUAGCCUUACAGACCCUAGCCCAGAAACCCUACUCCUGGGGCAAACCAGUAUGGGCCCCCAUCCCGCCUAGUUUGAACCCUACCUUGUAAGGAGGGAUAAAGAACAAAGCAGUCCCUUCCCCUCUCAUUGUGGUGGCUCCAGCCUUCCGCAGCCUUGACACAGGUUGGGCAAGGGUGGAGGUGAGGAAUCUUUGAGGACCAAGCCCAGUGGUCUGGGAAGCGGAAGGUAGAGAGGGAAGGGUCUGCCUUGGGGGCUCCCUCCUCCCAACCCAACCCCUAGAGAAGCGACCAAAUCCCAGAAAUGGGGUGAAGCUGGGGUGGGGAGGGUCUGCUCUUUGAAUUACUUGAAGGUACUGACUCCAAGGCUGCUGUUGCCCACUUACGUGUGAGGGGGACACUGUCACUGCAUUUGGGAGGGCAGAGGAUGGCGGGUAACCAGAGGAUCUACCUUGGCCUUCGCCCGCUCCUGCUAGGCCCUUUCCCUGGGGAAUCUGGAAGCCUGACAUUGCCCCCAGGGAAGUUGGGGAGCACCUUCCCUCCCUUCUCCACCCCUCACUCUGGGCACCCUCUCCAAUUGCACUAAAGUAGCUGUUGUGCCAGUCUUCCCCCCACAAGGGGGGAGGUCUCUGCUUCCAGUCUUCUUCCCCCGCUGCCUCCACUCCCUCCCCAGACAAUCUCCUUGUUCCCCUUGUGUUCCUGGAUAGCUCAGCUUUGUAUGUGUGUUUGGGGUGGGGGUGGGUUCUGGCUGGAGUGGGUUUGGCAGGGGUUUGGGAAGGGUUAGGGGAGGAUGGAGGAUGAAGUCUCCUACCCCCUUCCCCAGCUCCAGGCCGCAGAAGCCUGGGAGGGAGGGUGCCUACUCUCGCUGCUGUGUGUCUUGCAGAUGUGCCAAAAUGGGGGUGGGAGGGAGGGGGGGGUGCCUGGUAGAGCAGCCCCCAGGGUGGCUCUCUCAAAGCAAUAUAGUUCCCCUGCGGGGGACAGCAAGACAGGGGAGAGGGUUGGGGUGGGGACCUGGGGGUUCCCCAUGUACAGCUGUGUAUAUUCAGGGGUGUUCUCUGUCUGGUACCCGCUGUGGGCAUCUAUGUGUGCGUGAACCUCCCCUUCCCCAUGCCCUGCAUGACCUGUGAUGCUGCAGACACCACCAUCCUGUGUGCAGGUGUGUGUUGGGGGGCACGGAGGGGCAUGUUCCACGUCCUGUUGCACCCUCCACCCUGUGACCCAUGUACUCGGUUGUAGGAAGUAAAGAGAACUGAGCACAAUUCACUGGAUUCUAGUGGAAUCUUUCUCUAAGCAAUUUUCCCAUUCCUGCCUCCCUGCCCCGGAACCACCUGUGGUGCUAGUGUUGGGAUCGGGGGUGUUUAACGCUGGUGGGCAGCAAUAAGGGGCAGAUGUGCCCAGAUGCCUGCAUCCCCAGGGUGUGAAGGGCAGCAGGAAAAAGUGGGGACCUCGGUGCAUUUGCCCCACCCCUCCCCUCCCUGGGCUAAAGCACAAUGCUCUCCCUGCAGAUUAAUGACCCUGCACCCGCCAGGCCCCUACUCAUAUUCACAUCCUCCCCAACCGGCUUCGGGUCCUCCCACCACACCCUGAUUUUCUAUGCUGUUUUGGUGCAAGUACAACUGUCGUAGUCAUGGCUUUGGGAUGGGUUCUGUUUAUUAAAAUCCUAUUGCUCCUA